Molecule: messenger RNA, 2736 nt
Organism: Drosophila hydei
Lineage: Eukaryota; Metazoa; Arthropoda; Insecta; Diptera; Drosophilidae
Gene: Vps39
Product: vam6/Vps39-like protein
Exons: 7
Coding region: 28-2628 (866 amino acids)
Biological process (GO): intracellular protein transport; endosomal vesicle fusion; autophagy
Cellular component (GO): membrane; cytoplasm
Molecular function (GO): protein binding
Source: RefSeq, a predicted model, not a curated record
AUCAUUUAUGCCAAAUAAAAAAUAAAAAUGCACACAGCCUACAAUGUGCAGUCAAUUCUUAAACAGGGAGUUCAAAUUGAAGCCAUCGCAGCAUAUGGCAAUCAUGUCAUUUUGGGUACCAGGAGUGGUCAACUCAUCAUGUACUCAGUGGAAAAUCAAACAGACGUAGAUAUGCGAAUGUUCAAUAAGAAUUUCAGCAAGAAACCGAUUACGCAAAUGGAAGUGGUGGCCGCUGAAAAUUUGCUAUUUGUUCUAACCGACAACAUGAUUCAUGUGUGCGAUAUAAGCCGCAUUGAGAACAAUUUCGAAUUUAUGCAUAGCUCUGCGGAAACAAAGGGCUGCACGUUAUUCACCAUGGAUGUUGACACACGAAAAUCGACGACUGGUGAAGUGGCCACAUUUAUAAGAAUAGGUUGCGCUAUCAGACGUCGAUUAGUAUUGUUCUUCUGGAAAAAGGACAAACUUGCAUCUCUGGAACUGGUCCUUGAGCUGAUUGAUGUACCCAAAGCGUUGUGCUGGGUUAAUCAACUUGUCUGCGUUGGUUACAAAGAUGAAUACGUUUUAUACGAUAUAUCCUGCAAUUCACCGAAGAUGCAUAAGCUCAUCCUUACUUCAUCCACCAUAAGCCAGGAGCCCAAUAUUUGCCUUAUACGAAAUAGUAUGCUGGGCAUAUCAAAAGACAACUACCUAAUGCUUAUAGAUCUUGGUCAAUAUAAAUCCAAAGACAAUAGUGUCGACGCUGGCAUGAACAACAAGACAACGUUGACACCGUGGUCAAGCCCGCUCUUGGGUCUAAUUUGGGAUGAGCCCUUUGCUAUUGGACGCGUUAAAAAUGCAAUAGAGGUGCGCAGCUUGGUAGGCAAGGACACCUUAGUACAAUCUAUACCGGAGCUAAAAAAUACUAGGUUUCUUGUUCGCUCCGAUAAAGGCACCAUUUUUGCCGCUGCUUCAUCCGAACUGUGGUGUAUACGUCUAGCGGACGUUCGAAUGCAGCGACAAGAGUUAUUACAGCAAAAGAAAUUCCAACUAGCAAUAGAACUAACUGAAAUAUCUGAAGAAGAUGGCGUCGAUAAAGCACAGACCGUACGCCAGAUACGUAUGCUAUAUGCUAAGGAGCUCUUCACCAAUAAAGAGUUUUCAGCAGCCAUGAAAGAGUUCGAGAAGGCUGCCAUUGAUCCUUAUGAUGUGAUUCGCCUCUUCCCCAGCCUGGUGCCAGAGCCAAAAAACACUAUAGAUGCUGCUGUCCCACCAUCUAGUGUACCAAAGCUAGAGGACCAUGACCGUGAAAAUGCGUACAUGGCGCUCAUUGAAUUUCUGGCACAAGCACGUCAACGAGAAGUGGUAAAAUUGCUUGACACCAAAAACAGCUCCAAGUCCUUGCUGGAAAUAAUUGACACUACGCUGCUUAAGUGUUAUCUGCAGACAAAUGAUGCGCUGGUCGCGCCCCUAUUGCGACUUAACCAAUGUCACCUAGAGGAGUCCGAGAAAAUGUUGAAAAAAUACAACAAGCUUUCGGAGCUGAUCAUUCUCUAUGAUGGCAAAGGAAAGCAUAAAAAAGCGCUGACACUGCUAAAGGAACAAGCUAAUAUUAAGGGUUCCGUGUUGCAGGGACUUAAACGCACCAUAACUUAUCUUCAGGGACUUGGCUCCGAUAAUCUCUCACUAAUUUUUGAAUUUGCUGACUGGGUAUUAACAGAAAAUCCGGUUGAAGGUCUUACAAUAUUCACCGAUGAGUUGAUCGCUGUGGAGGCGCUGCCUCGUGCCAAAGUGCUUGACUUUUUGCUGAGCAAACACAAGGCUCUUGUCAUACCCUACCUAGAGCACAUCAUUGAAGAAUGGAAUGACACCAAUACCCUACGACACAAUGCACUUCUUAAGCAGUACAGCGAGCAAGUGCAACGCUUGCUGGCUCAGCAGGCUGAGGGUAAAGAAACACCCGAUCUGCAGCCAUUGCGAUCCAAGAUGUACAAGAUGCUAGAGGAGUCGCAACAUUAUUCGCCGGAUCGCGUUCUGGAUGACUUUCCCACUACAGUGCUACUCGAGGAGCGAUCCUUAAUUCUGGGCCGACUAAAGAAGCAUGAGAAAGUGCUGGCCAUAUAUAUACAAGUGUUUGGGGAUGUGGAAAAAGCUAAAGCAUACGCAGAGGCCAACUAUGACGAGGAUAAAGAGGUGUUCAAUUUACUGCUCCAGAUCAUACUGAAACCUGUGCAACAACCGCCCUAUGAGGGCGUGACCUUGCAUCCUGACUUCCUUAGACCCAACAAAGAAGUGGCACUGCACUUGCUCAAUACAUAUACAACAAAAAUUGAUCCCACAAAGAUACUUGAAUAUCUUCCCGAUGACAUUUUCAUGCACGAGCUUAAACAUUAUUUUGAGACAGUGGCUCGUACCCUCAUGAACGAAAGCCAUCAACGUCAAGUUAUGCGUGGACUGUUGAAAGCGGAGGCAGCAAGAUUGCAGGCGGCCGUUGCGAAGGAAAAGAAGAAGAGCUUCGAAAUAAAUGAGUCCACUGUGUGUCCCGAAUGCAGGAAACGCUUUGCCAAUCAAACGGCCUUCGUGCGCUAUCCAGAUGGCCAAGUAGUGCAUCUGUCCUGCUACGACAGGGUCGUCUCGGCGACACAACAAUAAGUGAACGCUUUCAUGUGUGAUAACUUUAAAUGUACGCAAGUAUUUAUAAGAUUAGAAAUAUAUUAUUCAAUAAGUGCUAAGCAAACGUAAUCAUGUAAUUGUAAAAUU